This is a messenger RNA of Eutrema salsugineum, 1300 nucleotides long. Its product is annotated as U11/U12 small nuclear ribonucleoprotein 59 kDa protein. The record is from RefSeq and is a predicted model, not a curated record. Lineage: Eukaryota; Viridiplantae; Streptophyta; Magnoliopsida; Brassicales; Brassicaceae. The transcript has 9 exons. Bases 105 to 1250 code for a protein of 381 amino acids.
CCUCGCGCUCUUCUUUUGCUUUCGCCGGAGUAGAGAUAUCGGCGAAGUCCUCCGUAGACAAUUGUCACCUGUUUGUGCAGCUGAAAUCGUUCUAGGUCUUCGAGAUGAAUCCGGCGAAUUUUCAGGCUCCAAAUCCUCCGUUCCACUGGGAUCCGAUGCUACCUCCGGAUCCGCCUCGUUGCGGUGUGUUUUGGAAUGCAAAGAACAUAAUCGAUCAGCUAAAACAACUCCAUGAUACGUUUAACCUUGCAAAAUCAAUUGAGAAGGAACUGGAUGCAUUGAGGACGAUCAAAGAUGCCAAAAUUUCAGUGGAAACUGUGGAACAAGUAGAGUGUUUGAGAUAUCUACAAGAUAUGGAAAUGGAUUUAGGACAGCAGGAGACACUUUCAGUGGAAGCUGCUAACUCCUUGAUGCCUACCUUAAGAACACAGCUUGAGCCUUUUAGUUUUGUUGUUAACGAGAACUGUCCAUGGGAGGAGAAAUCUGCUGCAGUCAGAUUGACUUGCAAAAUGAAGAAAUCGAAAAGGAACAAACUGUGGAAGAAACGAAAGAGACGGCGUGUUGCAGAACUGCGUGCUAAGGAGCCUGAAAGAUUUGAACACGCUGAUCAAGAGGCUGAUGAAUGGAGAGAAAAGGAAAUGGCCAAGGACAUGGCAAACAGAAAGGUCGACGAGAUGAAGGCAAUUGAGAAGAUCAAGGCAAAACGAGAGCGAAGGAGAUUAGAACCCGAGCUUGAACUAGCUCUAAUUGUUGAGGAAAUGCAAGAGUUACGUUCCCUAAGAAUCGAAAAACUGAAGAAGCAAGGGCAUUUUCUUCCGGAAGAAGAUGACAAGUUCUUCGAGAGUGUUCGUGCUGCGGUGGAGCAAGAGGAAACCCAAGCUCAGUUUCUAACCAACACAGAGAACGAAGAGAAUGUCAUAACCUCCGAGGAGGACAUUACUCUCACCACCGGUAACAAAAACAAUAAAGACACAGAUAAAGAAAGCAAUGCUGUUGCAGCUUCUUCUGAAAAGACAAUGGAAGCUCCUUACAAUGUUGGCGACAAUGUGUCCAGUUUACCGGUCGAGAUGUAUCACUACUACUACGGAAGCAAUUUCGAAAUGGGUAGACUUAUUGAGAUCAGACGAGAAUGGGAUGCAUAUCUGAGUACCAGAGGAAGCCGGAUUCCUGGAAAUUGGGUGCAGCCUUCGCCGCCAGCUAAUGAGAUUUGGGCUUCAUGUCUUGUUAAUAACUCGCAAGAAAGACCCUAGUUAGUCGCUGAUCGGAUUCUAGCUGGUUUCAGCCACCACAACACUAAGUC